This is a messenger RNA of Sphaerodactylus townsendi, 1398 nucleotides long. RefSeq names its product perilipin-3-like. The record is from RefSeq and is a predicted model, not a curated record. NCBI's taxonomy places the organism in Eukaryota, Metazoa, Chordata, Lepidosauria, Squamata, Sphaerodactylidae. Gene Ontology annotation, cellular component: cytosol; lipid droplet. The transcript has 9 exons. The coding region runs from base 1 to 1398 and encodes 465 amino acids. Gene Ontology annotation, biological process: lipid storage; positive regulation of triglyceride storage.
AUGAGGGAAAACAUGAAAUGCACAGUCAGCCAGAGGCGUAGCAAGGGGGGAAAGAACCCCAUGUACUGGAUGGACAAAACAAUGGCUGCUAAAAGGCAAGAAGAACCCAUUUCCUCCUCUGCAAGUAGAGAAGAGGUGCAACAGCAGAAUGUGGUCGUGAGACUGACCAACCUACCUCUGGUGAGCUCUGCCUACAACAUGGCUGCCUCUGCGUAUGCUUCGUCCAAAGAGCACCACCCCUACGUCAAAGCAGUCCUGGAUUUGGCUGAGAAAGGCAUGAAGCAUGUCUCCAGUGUGGCUACUAGCAGUGUUCAACCCCUCCUGAUGAAACUUGGACCCCAGGUUUCAGUGGCAGGUCAGUACGUCUCAAUGGGUCUGGAUAAACUGGAGGAGAAGCUGCCAAUCCUCCAUCAGACAGCUGACCAGGUUGUUUCAGAUAUGCAAGAAUUGGUGUCAGCAAAAGUGGCCGGUGCCAAAGAAGCUGUGACGAAGGCUGUGCAAAGUGGCAAGGAAGUAGUCAUAGAAAUGGGAAUGGGCAAGAUGGCCUUGAACGCAGCAGAUGUGGUGCUAGAGAAGUCUGAAGAGUUGCUGGACCGCUAUCUCCCAAUGAUGGAUGAAGAGCUAGCUGAGCUAGCAGAAUCUACACCCGCAGGGGUCGACACAGCUUCUGAGGAUCGGGGCUACUUCGUGCGUCUUGGCUCUCUAUCAAAUAUGCUCCGACACCGGUCCUACCAGCAUGCUGUAGCGAGCAUGAAAAUCACUAGAAGUAACAUCAGAGAAGCUUUCUCUUGGCUGCAUCAGUACAUCGGACAGAUGCACACACACAGUUUAAAUAAAGCUCUUGCAGAAUUCCAAUGCCAGAAACUUCCCUACGUCUGCUCACCAGCAAAGCUUGCUCUUUUGGCAAAGCAGGUCCUGCCCCAGCAAUUCUCCACCAAAACUGUUACUGGCCUAACAGGGAUAGAGCACACAAAGGAAGAUGUUGUCCAGGAAGGCCAGGAAAAGCUGUAUCAGAUAGAAACCGUGGCCAUGUCUUCCCGUGUCACCGAACAGCUGAAGAUGGCAUUCAGGAACCUCAUUGCCAAUAUCCAAGGUCUGCCGGGUAGCCUUCAACAUAACUUGCAGCAGACAUAUCUAGGCAUGGAAGAGCUCCAUGUGUCCUUUGCCAAUGCGAAGUCUUUCCAUGACCUCUCAAACAUCCUUCUAAGUCGACGUCAAGACAGGUUCCUCAAAGCCCAGGAUUGUGUAGAGGGUGUUCUGGAAUAUGUGGUCAAUAACACUCCAUUGUCUUGGCUUGUAGGGCCGCUUGCUCCUGGACCUGACAAACCAGGAGAUAUAGCAGAGCACAAAAAACCUAAUGAUGGGCAAAGAAAGGUCUUAAACAUGCCAGAACAAUAG